AUGUCAACAGAAUUUGUAAAGCAAGCUAUAAGCUCAAAUAAACUUGUUAUCUUUAGCAAGACAUUCUGCCCAUACUGUGUAAAGGCUAAGCAAUUGUUUGCAAAUCUAAAGGUCAACGCAUUCGUCAUUGAAUUGGACAAUAGAGGUGACUGUGGAGAAUGUCAAGAUGCUCUUAAAUCAAUCACUGGUGUUAGAUCUGUACCACAAAUAUUCGUUAAUCAAAAGUUUAUCGGUGGUUGUGAUGGUAUGUCAUACUCUCUCUCUCUCUCAUCUUAUCAUUUAUAUCUAACUUUUUACUCUUUACUUUGUAUCUAUCUAUCUAUCUAUCUAUCAAUAGACACUCAUAAAUUACACAAGGAUGGAAAGCUUGUUCCAUUGCUCAAAGAUGCUGGUUUACUUGACUAA
Molecule: messenger RNA, 405 nt
Organism: Cavenderia fasciculata
Lineage: Eukaryota; Evosea; Eumycetozoa; Acytosteliales; Cavenderiaceae
Exons: 1
Coding region: 1-405 (134 amino acids)
Biological process (GO): cellular response to oxidative stress
Cellular component (GO): cytoplasm
Molecular function (GO): glutathione disulfide oxidoreductase activity
Source: RefSeq, a predicted model, not a curated record